Messenger RNA from Seriola aureovittata, 2596 nucleotides. Its product is annotated as tripartite motif-containing protein 16-like protein. NCBI's taxonomy places the organism in Eukaryota, Metazoa, Chordata, Actinopteri, Carangiformes, Carangidae. The coding region runs from base 637 to 2289 and encodes 550 amino acids. The record is from RefSeq and is a predicted model, not a curated record. The transcript has 7 exons. Gene Ontology annotation, molecular function: zinc ion binding; protein binding.
AGGAAUCAGACAGUCAAGACACAGGUGUCAGAGCGGGGAGUCUCUUUAUUCACAGCGGCCCUACUCGCAGCCAUAGACGGAGACAACAACAACCAAACACAGAAUGAAACAUGUUCUUUUAUACUUCAGAUGGCUAUGCGUGUAAGUGCAUCCUGUUUUCCCAAUCAUUUUGGCUUCGUCGUACUACUCUUGCCUAACUAUUAACCAACUAUGUUUUCCUGGCGCACACCCAGAUCAUUGUUUUCUUCCUGGCAGAACACAAUGGCGCCCUACCAGGUCACUGUGCUCUAACUGGCAAUGCGCCUUAAUGUUAUGUUUAUUCCUAGUUUCCCAAUCUCCUAUUUUCCAGAUGUUUUCCCAAAUAGUCAAAGUGUCUUGGCCCACUCUGUCUGCUGCCAACCCAUAUCUUUUGUUAUUGUUAUGUAUAUCAGGUCAUACAUCUUUGGGCCUUAUAAUUCUCCUGCAACAUUACAUUUAUAAAGCAUUGCAAUAUGAUACUACCAUUGUCUUCCUCUUUGUGCUAGUUUAAAUAUUUUAGUCACACCCAUUUCCCCACUGACAUCAUGAGAACACAUUCUAUACCACUGAACCAGGAAACGAAACUAAACUUGUAUCAGGCUGCCUUCCUCCGCAGACAUGGCAGAGUCUCGAAUUCCUGUGAGCAUUACUCACCUCUGCUGUCGAAUCUGCAGCGAGGUCCUCAGGAAUCCUACGACUAUUCCCUGUGGACACAACUUUUGCAUGCAGUGCGUCUGGGAAUGCUGGGAUAGGAACAAGAGGAACGACCGUCCUUGCAGCUGUCCUGAAUGUGGUCAUGUGUUUCCCUCCACACCCCAGCUGAUCAAGAACACAACUCUAGCUGAGCUGGUGAGAGACACACAAAGGUUGGAUAAUGGCAGUGAGAAAAGGAAGCAGCAGCAUUCAGGUGAGUCCCUCCAUGGCCAGAAGAGACGCCGGAGCUGUACAGAAACAUCUGGAAGCACUUUGUGCUGGAGGCACAGCAGCCCCCUGGAUCUUUACUGCUGCAGUGAUGAGGAGAUCAUCUGUGCAAUCUGUGCUUCAACUCAGCAUGGAGGACACCGAAUCGGCUGUGUGGGAGAGGAACGGAGGAGGAGACAGGAGGAGCUGAAGAACAUGCAGACAAAAUCCAAACAGAUUCUCCACAAACAAAAGAAGAAAUGGAAGAACUUGAGGAACAUCCUCGAACAGAUUCAGGAGGAGGCGAGACAAACGGAGGACUACUGUGAAGGCGUGGUGGUCAGCAUCAUCAACUCCCUCCAGAGACAUUACCAGUCAGUGAAGGAGCUGAUUGGAGCUCAGCAGGAGACCGCCACAGCUCAGGUCCACAGCUUCAUACAGAGCCUGAAGGCGAAGAUGGAGGAGAUGAAGAAGAGGGAUGCUGAGCUGGAUCAUCUGGCGCAGACUGACAGUGAUGUCCAUUUCCUGCAGGGAUGGCUGUCACUGCAGCGUCUCUGUGAGAAAGAGCAUCUCCACCCUCUGCAUGAGGUUUCAGAGGAUCCACUCCUCCCCUUUGAGUUCACAAAGAGAGCUGUGGAACAGAUCGGGAGGCAGCUCGAGGAAUUUUGCGCCAAAGAGUUUGCCUCUAUUUCUGAAACUGCUGAGAGUGGAGUGGAUGGUGACAUGCAGGAAGGAUGUGAAGGAAGUGUCUCACAGUCCCAAGUUUUCUCUGGAGUUAGCAGCACUCCGACAGAAGAGAUCGUGGAGCCGACAACCAGAGCAGAGUUUCUGCAUUAUGCAUGUAAGCUUUCCCUGGACCCCAUCACCGCUCACAAGGACCUGGUUGUUUCUGAGGGGGGCAAAGAGGUGAAGCUGAGGCCUCCUCAGCCAUUCAAGAACCUAACUCCUUGUUACCCGCAGAGGUUCAGCCACCGACGGCAGGUGCUGUGCAGGGAAGGACUGCAGGCCGAGCGCUGCUACUAUGAGAUAGAGGUAGAAGGGAGCAAGGCUGAGAUCGCCCUUGCCUACAAAGGAAUAGCCAGAAAAUCCUGCACUACACUGUCAGCUUUUGGGGGCAAUGGAAAUUCCUGGAGUCUUGAUCGAUCCAAACACUACUCUGUGAGUCACAAAGGUGACAGCAUCCAGCUCACAGCGCCCCCCAACCAUCACAGGAUCGGGAUUUAUCUGAAAUUCAAAGAAGGAACUCUGUCAUUCUACGAGGUGUCAGACAGUAUGAACUUUCUUUACAAGGUUGAAGCCACGUUCACAGAGCCGCUGUAUCCAGGCUUCUGGCUCGGAGAGAAAUGUUGCAUCAGGAUCUGUGAUCUGUGAAUAUAAAUGACUGAGAGGUUCAUAGACAGCCUGUGUCGGUUUGAAGGGAAAUUUAACUUAAACAAAGCUAAAACUUCUUGUUUCUGAAAGUGUGUGUCACACAUGGUCAUGGCUGAAUUUCCUUCUUAUUUGUAGUCUUUGUAUUUUUGAGGCUCAGUUACAUGUGGACUUAUACAGUUACCUCAUUCUAGUUUGUAUUAAGCAGCAGACUUCCUUUGACCUUCCCAGAUUUUGAUAACAUUUCUUACUGUGCCACAUUUCCAUGUAAUGAAACAAUUCUGAAUCAGAAAAAUUCUGAAAUCCAACA